AUGUGGCUGCGGCUUGGCCCGCCCUCGAUGUCCCUGAGCCCCACACCCACAGUUGGCUGGAGCCUGUGCCUCACCCUGUGGUUCCUCAGUUUGGUGCUGAGGGCCAGUACCCAGGUCCCAGCACCCACAGUCAAUACUCACUUUGGGAAGCUAAGGGGUGCCCGGGUACCGUUGCCCAGUGAGAUCCUGGGGCCCGUGGACCAGUACCUGGGGGUACCCUAUGCAGCUCCCCCAAUCGGCGAGAAACGUUUCCUGCCCCCUGAACCACCCCCAUCCUGGUCGGGCAUCCGGAACGCCACACACUUUCCCCCAGUGUGCCCCCAGAACAUCCACACAGCUGUGCCCGAAGUCAUGCUGCCAGUCUGGUUCACUGCCAACUUGGAUAUCGUCGCUACUUACAUCCAGGAGCCCAAUGAAGACUGCCUUUACCUGAAUGUCUAUGUACCCACAGAGGAUGUAAAGCGGAUUUCCAAGGAAUGCGCCCGAAAGCCCAACAAGAAAAUUUGUAGGAAAGGAGGAUCCGGCGCUAAGAAACAGGGCGAGGACUUAGCGGAUAAUGACGGGGAUGAAGAUGAAGACAUCCGAGACAGUGGUGCUAAGCCCGUCAUGGUCUACAUCCAUGGAGGCUCUUACAUGGAAGGGACAGGCAACAUGAUUGAUGGCAGCAUCCUCGCCAGUUAUGGCAAUGUCAUCGUCAUCACCCUCAACUAUCGGGUUGGGGUACUAGGUUUCCUGAGCACUGGAGAUCAGGCUGCCAAAGGAAACUAUGGACUUCUUGACCAAAUCCAGGCCCUCCGCUGGGUGAGUGAGAAUAUUGCCUUCUUUGGAGGAGACCCUCGCCGUAUUACCGUCUUUGGCUCAGGCAUCGGCGCAUCCUGUGUCAGCCUCCUCACACUGUCACAUCACUCUGAGGGGCUUUUCCAGAGGGCCAUCAUCCAGAGUGGCUCUGCUCUGUCCAGCUGGGCUGUGAACUACCAACCAGUAAAGUACACCAGCCUUCUGGCAGACAAAGUGGGCUGUAACGUGCUGGAUACUGUGGAUAUGGUGGACUGUCUUCGGCAAAAGAGUGCCAAGGAACUAGUAGAGCAGGACAUCCAGCCAGCCCGCUACCACGUGGCCUUUGGGCCUGUGAUCGAUGGUGAUGUCAUUCCUGAUGACCCUGAGAUCCUCAUGGAACAGGGCGAGUUCCUCAACUAUGACAUCAUGCUAGGUGUCAACCAGGGUGAGGGUCUCAAGUUUGUGGAAGGGGUGGUAGACCCUGAGGAUGGUGUCUCUGGCACAGAUUUUGACUAUUCUGUCUCUAACUUUGUGGACAAUCUGUAUGGCUAUCCGGAGGGUAAAGACACCCUGCGAGAAACCAUCAAGUUCAUGUACACAGACUGGGCAGACCGUGACAACCCCGAGACCCGUCGUAAAACACUAGUGGCACUCUUCACUGACCACCAGUGGGUGGAGCCCUCAGUGGUGACAGCUGAUCUACAUGCCCGUUAUGGUUCACCUACUUAUUUCUACGCCUUCUACCAUCACUGCCAGAGCCUCAUGAAGCCUGCCUGGUCAGAUGCAGCUCAUGGGGAUGAAGUACCCUAUGUUUUUGGUGUCCCUAUGGUAGGUCCCACUGACCUUUUCCCCUGCAACUUCUCCAAGAAUGAUGUUAUGCUCAGCGCUGUCGUCAUGACCUAUUGGACCAACUUUGCCAAGACUGGGGAUCCUAACAAGCCAGUUCCCCAGGACACCAAGUUCAUUCACACGAAGGCCAACCGCUUUGAGGAAGUAGCCUGGUCCAAGUACAAUCCCCGAGACCAGCUCUACCUUCACAUCGGGCUGAAACCAAGGGUCCGCGAUCAUUAUCGAGCCACUAAAGUGGCCUUUUGGAAACACCUGGUGCCCCACCUGUACAACUUGCACGACAUGUUCCACUACACAUCCACGACCACCAAAGUGCCGCCCCCAGAUACCACCCACAGCUCCCACAUCACCCGCAGGCCCAACGGCAAGACCUGGAGCACCAAGCGGCCAGCCAUCUCCCCUGCCCACAGCAACGAGAAUGCCCAGGGGUCCUGGAAUGGGGACCAGGAUGCAGGGCCUCUCCUGGUAGAGAACCCUCGUGACUACUCCACUGAAUUAAGUGUCACCAUCGCUGUGGGGGCCUCCCUCUUGUUCCUCAACGUUCUGGCCUUUGCUGCCCUCUACUAUCGCAAGGACAAACGGCGCCAGGAGCCCCUGCGGCAGCCUAGCCCCCAGAGGGGAGCUGGGGCCCCUGAAUUGGGAGCUGCUCCUGAGGAGGAGCUGGCAGCAUUACAGCUGGGCCCCACUCACCAUGAGUGUGAGGCUGGUCCCCCCCACGACACACUGCGCCUCACUGCACUGCCUGACUAUACCCUGACCCUGCGGCGCUCCCCUGAUGAUAUCCCACUCAUGACCCCCAACACCAUCACUAUGAUUCCCAACUCCCUGGUGCAGACAUUGCACCCCUACAACACCUUUGCCGCAGGGUUCAACAGUACCGGGCUGCCCCACUCACAUUCCACCACCCGGGUAUAGCUCCAGCCCAGAGCACAGCUUACCUCCCGGCCCUCUCCCUCCCAAACCCACACACCACACACACACACACACACACACACACACACACACACACACACAGACACACACACACACACACACACACAGACAUAUAUAUAUAUGGGCACUCAUCCAUACCCUGCAGCAGACCCAUCUGCACAAGCAUAGACAGAUGUGGACAUGCACCUGCAUGUACAAAAACACCAACACGAAGGUAAACCUGAACAAAUCCUUCAGAUGGGGACACAGAUGAGUCCUUGGCAAACUGAGGACCCAUGGAAUAGCAGCGGAAGCCAGCUCCCCUGAGCCUGAACACAGACACUCCUGGGGGCCUGAAAGCAAGACUUGGACACCCCCUUGGUGCUCGCCUUCGGCCUUUCUUGGAACUACACCACCGACCAACUCCAGACUUGGGAGCUUUAAAGAGCAAAGUAGCUCUUCCUCCCCAGACUUAGUCUUUUUUCUGGGUCUUGUUUUUGUUGAUUUUUUUUUUUAAUUUUGGAACAAAUGCUUUUGCAACCCAUGAGUGCUAGGAAGCUCUGGAAGAGAGGGCUCCAGACCCAGUUCUCUCUGGUUCUGGAAUCCCCAGUGCUCACAUAAUCAGACCAAGGGAUAGAACCCCAUGAAAGUAAUGGACUCGUACAAGACUGUGGGGUGAACAGAGGAAGGGGCUAAAGAUGGAUGGGGCCAGAGGGCCGUCAAGAAGAGAUCUCCAACCUUUUCCGCGUCCCUGUGGAGGGCUGCAGAGCCUGCAGGAUGACCUGCUUCCCUCAAAGGCCAGCAGCAUUAGCCUGGGUAGACCAGGGGACCCUAGUUUUGGUGUACAAGUACUGUAGAGCUCAUGCCAUUAUUGGGUUCCCCAGGUAUAUAACCUGGGUUCUGCCUCUGCCCCUAGGGAAAUGCUACCAGAUAUUCACCCCAUUUUCUUUAUAGUCUCUUUUGUGUCUGUCAUUUCUCUUUCAAAAACGCAGUGUUUUUUGUUGUUAUUGUUGUUGUUGGCUUUUUUUUUUUCUAAGAAAAGUUCUUAAAACACUAACGGAAACCCAUGGAGUUUGUCCUUUGUAAGAAUUUUUUAAAAAGUGUCUUGAUAUAAAAAUAAAAAAUCCAGUUAGCACUUGCAACCUGCCUCGCUUGCACAGGCCUUGCCCCAACAGCCCUCAGAGCAGGGCACCUUUGUGGACUAGGAAUCCAGCAAUCAGGCAGCUUCUGUGCCUCCCCUCCUGGGCUGCACUCUGUUGCCCUUGGCAAGGCCUCUCCAGUCAGGUUGCUGUCCCCAUCCCCCUGCCCUCCCUCCCAGCGCUCUCAGCUCCUGCAGCUGAAGCCUCCUCUCAGCACCUCUGGCCUAAUGAAACAAGAAAAAUAAUACUUCCUUCCUCUUGUACUGCCGCUGCUACUGCCUCCUCCCCCACCUUUCUCCACUGCCACCACCACCAUCACCACCACCCUGCUCUCAUCUUGGACUGGGGGUUGGGAGGAGGCGUGACCUCUAACAUGCUGAAGUUCUUUCUCAUAUCUAAAUCCAGUGCAGCAUUAGCCAUGUGGGUCCCUGGCCUUAGGUGACAGAUAGAGCAGGGCCCUCUUCUUCCCCUGGGACACUUGUUUCCUGUUCUGUCAAUUCAAAUUGGAGUGGUCAAGAGGGCCCUGGGAGUGAUUUCUCUCCAGGACUGUGAUCUGUGGCUCCCUGACAACUAUGGGAGACAGAUUCAGUGGGGCUCCCCAGGGUUAGCAUUAUGGAAUUUCCUGUUAUUCUCAGUGUCUGUAAGGACUGAACAGGGAGUCUGCUCAUCAAGUACGACAGUUGCACAGGGGCUCUGCUACCUCAGAAACCAGGGAUAAUAUUCUUCAGAGUGACCCUGACAAAAUGAGGGAGAUGAAUCAUCACAACCAAGACAAUGUUCAGAGGAGAUGAACAUGUGGUAGUAUGUACAAAAACCAAAACUCAGAACUAAUAUAUUAAUAUGGCACAUGGGACAAGACAAAUGGGCAGUGAUUGACUUGACACAUAUAUAGUUAAAUAAAGAACUGGGUGCACAAGUUGAAUGAGUCCACAGUUUUAGAACAGGUUUCCUCUCUCUUCCCUCCCUCCCUUCUUUCUUUUAUUCUUUCCAAAACUAAUAUGGAUACUAGUGUAUAGUAACAAAAACAUAGAGGAGUUGAGAAGUAUCAGAAUGUGAGUGUACGAACUAGAAGUAACCCCAGUCAUCUAACCCAACCCACUUACUGUGAAGUUGGGGAAAUGGGCCCAUUACUGUUAGUGUUUAGAAACAGGCCUAGAAUACAGCCUAGUAAUGUAUGGUCCUUCUCACAGCCCUACUCAGCAUGUUCCACUCUACCUGCCACUGGUUAUGACUUGGUUAUGAGCAACAAACACCUUUAAUACAUGUGGAAAAGUGGAGAGGAUGUGAAGAGCAAAAGCAAUGUGUCAAAGGACUGGGUGUUGGGGUUUUCUUUUUUUAAUUUAGAAAGAAGGAAGCUGGCUGGGGAUUUAGCUCAGUGGUUUUGCCGUCUGCUAUGCAAGCAUAAGGACCUGAGUUCAAUCCCCAGUGCCAAAAAAAAAAAAAAAAGAAAGAAGGAAGCUGACGAGGUAGCAUUCAAUUGUGGAACACCUACUAUAUGACAAGUAUGCUAAUACCAUCUUCAAAAUGUGACUCCUAAAUCAGGACAGAGUUGAGUUCUCUCAUGACCUAUGUUCUCCAUUUCUUCUGAGAAUGAUAGGGGGGAAAUGAGGUUGAGUGAAACCCAGGGAUAGAUUUUGCUAUUGAUAGGAGUGAGCAUGGGCACCUAGUAUGUCCUCAAUAACAUUUGCCAAGUGGAAUGAAUGGCUGCUAAGGAAAGCCCUAGUAUCCUUCAUUCUCCUGAAAGCAGAGGGCUGGAUUAUAUCACCUUUUGAGCUCAAUUCAGUCUUAUUAUGUUCUAAUGUUCAAUUGCUCCAUUUCAGAUCUUUCCAAUCUGGGCCUCCCAUUCUGAGAUGAGUAUGUAUAUCUCCAAAUCAGGAGUCUCCCUAUUUUGGGGAGAUUUAGUCUCCCUUUUUUGGUUUUUUUGUUUUUUGAAACAAGGUCUCACAAUGUAGUUCAGACUGGUCUUGAACUCAUCUUGUAGCCCAGGCUGGCCUCAAACUCACAGCAAUCCUCCUGCCUCAGCCUCCCAAGUGCCAAGAUUAUAGGCAUGCAUCACCAUACACCUCUUAGUCUCUCUUCUUAAAACUCAAGGUUCCAUAACAAACCCACCUCAAAUUACAGGCCUAUUGGGGACCAAUCGGUAACAGUACAGUUGGUCUUCACACCUUUGGGAGGCCUGGGUGGAAGAGGCAACCACCAAAAUCAAGAUUUCAAUCUAAUUUUGUGCCUAUAGCUUGAGGUUCUUGGCCCCAGUGCUGACUACCAGCCCUGAGCCCAGCUAAAAAAUAGCCCAGCUUUUUAUAUGAAGAGAAGCUGAGGAUGUAUUUGGAUUUUAUCCCACAUUGCAAAGGUCAUUAGUGCCUAGAUUAGGUCUAUCUCACAUCCCUCAGUUUAUGUUUUCUAUUUUAGUCCUUUAGUGAACCAGACAUAGCUAUCUUGGAAUCUGAAUUUUUGGUUGUGUGUGUGUGUGUGUGUGUGUGUGUGUGUGUGUGUGUGUGAAGGCUAGAAGUUGGUCACUGAGGAAAUCUUUACAGAAGUAUGGUUACCAGGCCAGGAGGCCUGGCCUUUACUGGUUUAAUUAUACUAUGUAGAAUGGAACACACCCACUUUGAUGUGCAUAUUGUAAGAAAGACAAAACCGAACCAUGAUAAAAUAAAUGAAAUGUAUAAUCUAGUAUGCUACUUCAAUGUACAGUAAAGGUUAAAAGGACUAGAGAAAUUGUAAGAAAGGCUAUAGCUGUGGGUGGGUGUGUGAGUGGAGGUAGUGGGCAGACUGAGAGUUCCAGACUGAGAAACUCUGCCAAAGCAUGGAGGGCAGGAGGUCUAGGCAUGCUUGAGGAGCAGUGAGGGGACUGCCCUGACCAAAGGAGAGGGUUCAAGUGGGAAACCAUAUUGGCAAGGUGGUCUGUGCAGGUCUUCAUAACCCCUGAAGGGCUUGGGUAUUAUUGAAUGAAUGAUGCCUGCUAAUAGUUUUACAGUGAGAAAAAAAAAACCUUCUCAGCUUUGCUUUUGCUACUUCUCUAUGCUCCUAAACAGUCUUGUGCCAGAGAGCCUUCAGCUGCUCUGAGAGACACCAUUUCAUGGUCUGGUCAAUAACAGCCCAGAGUAGUUGUGAGGACUUGAAGUUCAGUUGCAGGACAACUGAUGGUGGCUUCAAAAACUACACAAAGAACGGAAAAUUAUGUGUGCUGCAGCCUGGAGAUUGACAAACAUGGCCCCACCGUUUAACAGAUGUGAAAAGGUGAAUGCCACAAAUUAUAGAUCAAUAAAUGUGAUACUGAUCAAGGGCAAGAUUCUUGGAGAAAUGAUUAGAAGGAUGAUUGGUGAGCACUUACAAAAGGAAGUGAAGAUUGCUCAGCCCCUGCAUUGAUUCAGGAAAAACAAAUCACUUACUCCCAGUUCAACUCAUUUCUUUUGGUAGGGAGAAUGGACAGGUAGAUGAGGGGAAUGUUACACUCAUAGCGUUUGGAGUUUGACAAAACAUUCUCUUAUUAAUCUUGGGACAAUACGGAGAAAAUGUGGGGUGGGUAAAGAGAAACUUAGGCAGACUCUUAACUGGUUAAGUGACUGACUACGCACAAAAGGAUUCUGUUUUAAUGUCACCAGGUCAGAUUUACAAAUUUCACAAUGCUGGUAAAUUCCCUUAUUUUGAUUCCAAAAUGUAACAGUACACAUGUAGGAUGUGAGAGAGUAGCCUAUAAGGUUUUAGAGUAAAUGAAAGUUCAUCGUGAGUUAUAAGUUGCUGCAAAAGGACCACAUUAACUGUAACCGUGAACUGUAUUAAUAAGAGGGUAUCAUUCAGAAGAAAGGAUGUGACCGUCUGUGCUGCUCUGCACCAGUCAGCCUACAGCUGCUGCCUCUGUUCAAUUAUGGGCCCCAGACUUCAAGAGAUGAUGACAAAGGCAUAUCCAGAGAAGAAUGGUGAGAAUAGUGAAAAGACUGGAGAAUCCUAGGAGAAAUUUGUCUACUGUUGCCAAAUCAGUACUGGCCCCAUGGGGAAGAGGAAGAUAUAGAUUUGUUCUGUGUGAUUCCAAAGGCUUUGAGAUCUAAUGGAAGUUAUAGGAAAACAGAUUUAGGUUCAAUGUAAGGAAGUUGCUCUUUUCCCUUUCUUUUUUAUAAUGAAAAAUUGUAAUAAAAGUUUCAGCUCAUGA
Heterocephalus glaber (naked mole-rat) is the source of this 7827-nucleotide messenger RNA. It is a transcript of the gene Nlgn3, whose product is annotated as neuroligin 3. NCBI's taxonomy places the organism in Eukaryota, Metazoa, Chordata, Mammalia, Rodentia, Bathyergidae. Gene Ontology annotation, molecular function: neurexin family protein binding. The record is from RefSeq and is a predicted model, not a curated record. Gene Ontology annotation, cellular component: membrane.